AUGGCGAAGGUGAACGUCUGCGACGUCGAAGUUCUGGAUAACCCAGCCACAUUUUUUGACAAUUUUAAGUUUAGAAUAACGUUUGAGUGUCAUGAGCCUCUAGAAGAUGACUUGGAGUGGAAAGUUGUAUAUGUUGGUAGUGCCUACAACUCCUCUUUGGAUCAAACCUUGGAUUCAAUACUGGUUGGCCCUGUCCCUGUUGGUAGACAUCAAUUUGUUUUCGAGGUCGACGCUCCUGACCCAAAGAAAAUUCUCCCCGAAGACCUUGUUGGGGUCACUGUUGUGCUAAUACAGGCUCUAUAUCAUGAACAGGAGUUUAUCCGUAUAGGAUACUACGUAAAUAAUGAGUACAAAUCGGAGGAACUUCGAAAUGAACCUCCCGCGGAGCCUCUACUGGAUGAGCUGAAAAGGUCUAUUAUUGCCUCGGACCCCCGUGUUACUCGAUUCCCUAUUGAUUGGGGCGAUGGCUUACUUGAUGGUUGUCCUGAGCCAGAGCAAAAGGAAGAAGAUGUAGAUAUGCUAGAAGUGAUGGAUUCUAAGAGUGAGGAGAAAGAUGAACAAGAGGGCGAAGAGGAGGAGGAGGACGUUGAGGCAGAUGUGGAGGAUGUCGGCGAGGAAGAUUUAGGUGAGGAAGAUGAUGAAACGGAGGAUGAAGACGAAGAUGAGGAGGAUGAAUGUGAAGUGGAGGUUGAGGAUCUGGACGAAGCUGUCGACGAAAACAACACCGGAAGUGAACCAACGGACACCGAUCGGACUCCAUUGAAGAGCAUCCCCGCGAACCCUGAAUUGGCACCCCGCACCACGAAUCCCCCCCUCAAACAGCUCUGA
Messenger RNA from Echinococcus granulosus, 828 nucleotides. RefSeq names its product Histone chaperone ASF1B. Bases 1 to 828 code for a protein of 275 amino acids. The record is from RefSeq and is a predicted model, not a curated record. The transcript has 4 exons. Gene Ontology annotation, cellular component: nucleus. Gene Ontology annotation, biological process: DNA replication-dependent chromatin assembly; nucleosome assembly; nucleosome disassembly. NCBI's taxonomy places the organism in Eukaryota, Metazoa, Platyhelminthes, Cestoda, Cyclophyllidea, Taeniidae. Gene Ontology annotation, molecular function: histone binding.